UUCUUUUCUUGUUUUCUCCCCUCUCUUCCACUUAUCCCCUCCCACCUCCAUCCUCUCCAGGCUACCUCUCGAGAGAGGAGUGUAAACUUGAAGAAGCUGGGCUUUGGGGGGUUAAGAGCUUGGUUGGCAUCACCGCCGUGCAGCCGACAUGCCUGAACAAAGCAACGAUUACAGGGUGGUCGUGUUCGGAGCGGCGGGGGUCGGCAAAAGCUCCUUGGUGCUCCGCUUUGUAAAGGGGACUUUCAGGGAGACCUACAUCCCUACGAUCGAGGAUACCUACCGGCAGGUGAUCAGCUGCGAUAAGAGCAUCUGCACCCUCCAGAUCACCGACACCACGGGGAGCCACCAGUUCCCUGCCAUGCAGAGGCUCUCCAUAUCCAGGGGACACGCUUUCAUCUUGGUCUACUCGGUCACCAGCAGGCAGUCCCUGGAAGACCUUCAGCCCAUCUUUGAGCAGAUUUGUCAGAUCAAAGAGGACAUCCACAAAAUCCCCAUCAUGCUGGUGGGCAACAAGAGCGACGAGACCCAGCGGGAGCUGGACGCCAGCGAGGGGCAAGCCUUAGCCAGCAAGUGGAAGUGCUCCUUCAUGGAGACGUCGGCCAAAAUGAACUACAACGUGCAGGAGCUCUUCCAGGAGCUCUUGAAUCUGGAGAAGAGGAGAACUGUCAGUCUCCAGGUGGAUGGGAAGAAAGCCAAGCAGCUGAAAAAGAAAGACAAGCUGCAAGGCAAGUGCUCUGUUAUGUGACUGCCUUUGGCUGGACUUGGGUGGUGUCGUCAGAGGAGGGACUCCCCCACGGAAGACACAUCUCUGCUGGAGGUUUCAGAUGAAUCCAUCCCUUACAGGGCUGUUGCUUUG
Molecule: messenger RNA, 856 nt
Organism: Dryobates pubescens (Downy woodpecker)
Lineage: Eukaryota; Metazoa; Chordata; Aves; Piciformes; Picidae
Gene: DIRAS3
Product: DIRAS family GTPase 3
Exons: 1
Coding region: 149-745 (198 amino acids)
Biological process (GO): signal transduction
Cellular component (GO): plasma membrane
Molecular function (GO): GDP binding; GTPase activity; GTP binding
Source: RefSeq, a predicted model, not a curated record